AUGCCGCAGCUAGGCUGGGCUGAGGCUGGGCUGACUCAGCAGCUCCGCGUACCGACCAGUCAGCACAACAGCUGCCUGGGUCAGCAGCCGUGGUCAGUCGACAGUGGCGAGGAGCCGCCUCUGAAUGAGCAGAUCUCCCUCUCUGCAGCUGCCAUUGCGGAUCUCCCUUUCCCGCCUCCCAAAAUAUUCGCCAAUGCUAUGCUCGGCCCCCAUGACAUCACAACCCUAAUCCGCGACACAGAGCCUCACGAACGAGCCCUCUUCUCCAUUGACCCCUCUGCCAAUUCCCAACCCCGCGUCACCUCUGCUUCUUCAGCAAACUCCCAAAGAAGAGCUACCCGUACAGUCACCACUGCUGCGUCUGGGUCUUCAUUCCCGGAUCUAGUCCUCCCCUUUCCCCAUGAGGGAGGAGACUCCAUGGCCAGUCGCAUAUAUGCUGCAAAACACAACAAAAGCCAAUCCGCCGUAACCCAGGUCCUCGGUGGAGAUAUGGUAGAUGAGAUUAAGAAGUCGAGAGGUGAAGUUGAUGUCAAGAUGUUGCUAAGGGGAGCAGAGAUGUUGUGUAAUGUCUACCCUAUUCCCGGCGCCCAAGAACAAAUAUCCACUCUCCGCCACCGCCAUGAGCAUCUCUCCGCUUCCGUCGCGCAUCUGGAGUCGCGCAUUGCAGAGCAAGCCGCUCAGUUGCAGCGGAUGAACCGCUCGCAAGAUUAUUCCAGUGAUUACGACCCUGCAGAGCUGGAAACCAGCACCGAAGUUCUUAAUGCGGAAGUAUCUCCGCACGUCACGGAGGAAGACCUGCAUCGCGAGAUAUUCGAGAUUCAUGAAUUAGAAGCCCGGAAACAGAAGUUAGAAGAGCGGAUGACGGGAAUGGAGAGGGAUCUGGGCGAGUUGAUGAGAUGA
Molecule: messenger RNA, 900 nt
Organism: Histoplasma mississippiense
Lineage: Eukaryota; Fungi; Ascomycota; Eurotiomycetes; Onygenales; Ajellomycetaceae
Exons: 4
Coding region: 1-900 (299 amino acids)
Biological process (GO): attachment of spindle microtubules to kinetochore
Cellular component (GO): DASH complex; spindle microtubule
Source: RefSeq, a predicted model, not a curated record